GCUUCUUGACGGCAGCGUGGCUAGCCUAGCCUCGAGUCGUUUACAGUACAGGUAGAGCAGCAAGAAGAGGAGCUUCUGGGACAAAGAGCGGCACUGAGGAAACAAUGAACCGCUUCCGCAAAUGGCUUUACAAGCCAAAGCGGACUGACCCCCAGCUCCUGGCCCAGUUCUACUUUGCAGAUGAGGAGCUGAAUCUGGUGGCCACAGAGCUGGAUAGUCUGGACGGGCGCAAGGACCCUCAGAGGUGCACACUGCUGGUCAAUCAGUUCCGCUCUUGUCAGGACAAUGUGCUCAAUAUCAUCAAUCAAAUCAUGGAUGAAUGUAUCCCUAACGACCGGGCCAACCGAGACUUCAGCGUCAAAUUCCCAGAGGAAAUCCGCCAUGACAACCUGGCAGGGCAGCUGUGGUUCGGAGCUGAG
Boleophthalmus pectinirostris (great blue-spotted mudskipper) is the source of this 419-nucleotide messenger RNA. Its product is annotated as lateral signaling target protein 2 homolog. The annotation marks the transcript as partial. The record is from RefSeq and is a predicted model, not a curated record. Lineage: Eukaryota; Metazoa; Chordata; Actinopteri; Gobiiformes; Gobiidae. The transcript has 3 exons. Gene Ontology annotation, cellular component: early endosome membrane. Gene Ontology annotation, biological process: negative regulation of epidermal growth factor-activated receptor activity.